Molecule: messenger RNA, 884 nt
Organism: Guyanagaster necrorhizus
Lineage: Eukaryota; Fungi; Basidiomycota; Agaricomycetes; Agaricales; Physalacriaceae
Exons: 2
Coding region: 286-585 (99 amino acids)
Source: RefSeq, a predicted model, not a curated record
CGGUUCAACUUUGACAACCAUCACGGACAUUCCUUUCUCUGUGAUUCUUUCAUAAGGAACCAAGCUCAACAGAAAUCCCUCUAGUCUUCUGUGUUAUCCAAAACAUUGUUUAUUCUCUUUGGGACGCCAACAGCGUUUUUCUUCAUGAGCAGAUUACCAUUUAGUCUGGCUCAAAUUCGCUGCCCUGAAGUCUUUGCCAUUCUCGGAGGGUUGUCUGCAUGACUUAUGAUAGCUCUUCUAUGUAUACCACCAGUCUUUUCUUCGAACUGCAUCUCCGCCUCUCUGAUGAUCCGUAAUCUUUUCACCGCGGAUACUACACCCUGGAAUCGUAACUCGUCCCUCUCUCAGCCUACCUGCGUUUCUGAAGAAAAUUGUCUCAACUCCACAACGUCAGCUGCUAUCAUCCACAUUCACCUCCAGCGUGCGCAUUUCAUGGUGGACUUGAUCGAGGGGACAUGCUUACCUCCCGGGUCAUUCUUUGAUAUCGAUGGAUUCUUUGGGCUUUUCCCUCAAGCCAGAUAUGCCGAAUUUGAAGACGGAAAGGCGAAGUUCCUUACCGAUCUUCAAACACUAUGCAAAUUCUGACGCGUAAUACGUAGUCGAUAUACAACUUUCCUCUCAAGGACGUUCUUCCACUGAGCAUGUCCUCAGUGCUUAGCUCCGUGAGUAAAUAUUCACCUCUGGGCGCAAAUGAAUGUCGGCGUCUGCCUUCCCAGUUUGAAGCCGCGAUCGAACACCUGGAGACAGUGGCAGAACUGAACGCUCCAAAGGAUAUUCCACAAACUCAAUGCAUGAUCAUCAAGCUAUUCGGCCGAUACGCAGCCUAUCAUUGACUACUUUACCAACUUUCACGCUUAUGGUUAGUCCGUUGCGAAAGGGCUGGG